AUGCAAAAGUUCACUUCUCCAACAACACAACGCAAAAAAAGGAGAGCCAUUCUCUUCCAACUCUCGUUCGCCCGCCCCGCACCACCUCCACUCCUCUGCACCAGCCCGCCUCCUCCGGCGAGCUCUUCUCUCUUCGGCCCCUCCUCCGCGCGCCCCUUGGAUCCCGACGGCGGCGGCGGCGGCUCCCCAAGCUCGCACACGGGAGCGGCCCCCUGGAUCCCGCCGACGGCAACCCCUAGAUCCCGACGGCGGCAGCUCCCCAAGGUCGCGCGUGGCGGUAGUCGCGUCUCCCCUGAGCUCGCGCCCGGCGGCCCCUCCUCCUCCUCCUCCUCCUCUGCGCGCCCCUUGGACCCCGACGGCGGCGGUGGCUCCCCAAGCUCACACACGGGAGCGGCCCUCUGGAUCCCGGCGACGGCAGCCCCCAAAUCCCGACGGCGGCGGCUCCCCAAGGUCGCGCAUGGCGUCGGCCGCAUCUCCCUAGAGCUCGCGCCCGGUCCCUUCCUUUGUUGCAAAAUUGAGGAUCCCUAA
Messenger RNA from Sorghum bicolor (sorghum), 528 nucleotides. Its product is annotated as ESX-1 secretion-associated protein EspB-like. The record is from RefSeq and is a predicted model, not a curated record. The transcript has a single exon. Lineage: Eukaryota; Viridiplantae; Streptophyta; Magnoliopsida; Poales; Poaceae. The coding region runs from base 1 to 528 and encodes 175 amino acids.